AACACUUUUUAAGCAAUUUAUGUAGAAAAUGACUUUUAUCCACUGUCUGUAGUUAUGCUGAGAUGAACGUUGCUGUGACGUUAAAGAAGCAGCUGAAUCAAGUCCACCGAGCAACGCGAGUGAACGGAUAUAUCACGUUUGAACUUCAAAAUAAAGCAGAGGGCAGUGUUGGCCGAGUAGCGUUUUCCGGCACUAACUGUGGUCUUAUUGUGUAGUGCCGGGACCGGAACGUCAACGACGUGUUACCGUGUGGGCUUUGACGUGCACGGUGAGUACAGCAGAGGCUGAGAGGAUCUUCUUGUCAAUGGAUGGAGUCUCAGUGGUCAUGAAUGGAAGCCACAGGCACGUCCAUCCUGCUCCAACACAAACACAAGAACCGGGACUAUUGUUUUUCUCCAACUCGGGACUCGGCGGCGGAGGACAUGGAGAGCAACUUGCAGAAAGGCUAAGAGGCUAAGCUAAUGAAUCCGUUGGAGCGCGCCAUGCCCGAAGACGCCGUUUCGGACGCCUUGAAAACGCCAGCGAGCGCAGAGAAAGCCAGCGGGGCGCUCGCCACGACGACGGUCAACAUCCCGCUGGUCAACGAGGUCCAGCUGGCGGCGGCCACGGGCGGGACGGAGCUGUCCUGCUACCGCUGCACGGUCCCCUUCGGCGUGGUGGUGCUGAUCGCGGGCGUGGUGGUGACGGCGGUGGCGUACAGCUUCAACUCGCACGGCUCCACCAUCUCCUACCUGGGCCUGGUGCUGCUCUCGGCCGGGCUGCUUCUCCUGGCGUCCAGCGCCGUGUGCUGGAAGGUCAGGAUGGAGAGGAAGCGGGAGCGGCGGCGAGAGAGCCAGACCACCCUGGUGACCAACCAGAGGAACCUUUUCACGUGACCCCGCGGCAAAGAUGCUCUUUGGAAGAACUUUGACUCGACUGUCCUGGAUUGUUUGUCCGACAUGGAGAAGGUGCGGCCUGCUGGGAACGCCGCUGGAGAACACGGAGGACGUCUCCUUGAAAUGUUGGAUCUGCACACUGCUUGGAUUUCAUUCUUCCGGGGCUGGAAACAUCAUGGACUUCUUCAUGAAGACUCUGAUCGCAUAUGAAAUGAAUAUGAAUUUUAUACAGGAUGCUUCCCGCAGGACCGCCAUCUAUUUGUGGCGGCCUGCCACACCUCAUCAAGUCCACAGUACCGUGGAUCUUAAUCGUUAUUAUUCAGUAUACCUCCAAAUAUAUACCAUAUACGUAUAUAAUGUAUAUACCAAGUGUUUAUCAUCAA
Molecule: messenger RNA, 1258 nt
Organism: Doryrhamphus excisus (bluestripe pipefish)
Lineage: Eukaryota; Metazoa; Chordata; Actinopteri; Syngnathiformes; Syngnathidae
Gene: tmem100a
Product: transmembrane protein 100a
Biological process (GO): cellular response to BMP stimulus
Cellular component (GO): plasma membrane
Source: RefSeq, a predicted model, not a curated record